GCCGUCAGCACAUACUCCUUCGUGCAUAUGUUUUGUGUCUUGCAAAGAUAAUUUCAACUACUUAUUUUAUUUAAGAUAUGUUAUUUAGUGUUUUCGUAAAAUAUUAGUCAAUUUAGAUAUCGAUAAAAAUGUUUACGAAACACUUGAUCGUAAACAUGUUUGGUUCUAAUAUUUCGAAGGCUAGCUUAUGUGAACUUCGAGGAGGGUCCUAAUUCCUUCUGUCAAAGUUGAAUUUGUGAGCCUAUUAGGAAUCCCGAGCCAUCUAUGAAUGUGCAGUGAUGGUGUUGGCUUCAUGUGCCGAUCCUCCGAUACCACCUAAUAAACUUUUCAAGAAAUAGGGCAAACAAAUCUCUCUCUCUCUCUAGACUCUCUCUCUCUCUCUCUCUCUCUUUCUCUCUCUCUCUCUCUGACUUGGACUCACGCAAUACCAUCACAAGCAAUCCUAGCUACUAGCUAGCAUAACAUCGCACACCUAGCUCUCACUUUAACUCCUCUCCAUCCUCAUACCUUGUUCUAUGUUUCUUCAAACUCAUUUGUUGAAGAUCGGAUUCACAUGUAGCAGUAGUAUCCCGGCAGCUAAUUGUUUCUUGCUAACGCACGCCUGAACAGGUCGGCGAUGGGCGUAACGCGUCGCGUCCAGCAGAGGAAGAGGGUUUCGUCCGCAACGGUAGCUGCCGUAGCUAUUGCCUUCCUCUUGUUCGCUUCCGGUACUUCAGCUUUUGGUCUCCACCCGACUCGGCGACUCGGUGGGGAAGUGACAGAAGAGGGGGAAGGAGUUGCGAAGAGUAACAACAUCAUCCCAAGUACUGAGUCAGGGGGUUCGACGGAGCGAGCGGCGGCGACUCAGCGGAGGCUCAACGGGCCGGGAUCGUCGCCGCCCAAGUGCAUAGCAAAGUGCGGGAGCUGCAGGCCGUGUCAACCCGUCCGAGUCGUGAUUCAACCGGGCGUCAGCACGCCGUUGGAGUACUACCCGGUAGCUUGGCGCUGCAAGUGUGGAAAUAAGAUCUUCAUGCCUUAGGAAAAUGAAAAGAAGGAAUUUACUCCAAUCAGUAUUGGGUUGAUGAUUAAUAGGUAUAAGGUAUAUAUAUGGAUAAAAGGUAGCAAAAGCAACACCAAUAACAUAUUUAUUUAAAUAAAAAUAAGAGUAUUCCUUCAGUGUUUAAUUACUCAUUACCAAUACUAAUAUAUAUGUUCUCAUGUUGCUUUUA
Messenger RNA from Rhododendron vialii, 1208 nucleotides. Its product is annotated as EPIDERMAL PATTERNING FACTOR-like protein 5. Bases 617 to 1018 code for a protein of 133 amino acids. The record is from RefSeq and is a predicted model, not a curated record. The transcript has 2 exons. Gene Ontology annotation, biological process: stomatal complex development; guard cell differentiation. Lineage: Eukaryota; Viridiplantae; Streptophyta; Magnoliopsida; Ericales; Ericaceae.